This is a messenger RNA of Aspergillus ibericus CBS 121593, 1182 nucleotides long. Its product is annotated as putative short chain dehydrogenase/ reductase. Bases 42 to 1097 code for a protein of 351 amino acids. The record is from RefSeq and is a predicted model, not a curated record. The transcript has 5 exons. Lineage: Eukaryota; Fungi; Ascomycota; Eurotiomycetes; Eurotiales; Aspergillaceae.
UUUUAGGCCGUGGCCGUGUCUUUCCCACCUCAUCCUACAGAAUGGCGUACCUUUUCCCUCGUCGUCUACGCGACAAAUUUUGGCCCGAGCCAUUGCCACCCCCCGGAUCCUUCCAGGGCCAGACAGUCCUGGUGACAGGAGCAACAGCCGGGCUUGGACGGGCCGCCGCCGUGCAUUUUGCGACCCUUGGAGCAAGGGUGAUUCUGACGUCCCGUAGCAUGGCCUCCGGCGAGGCCGCCAAGCGCGAUAUUGAGAGGAUGGCGGGGAUUACGGGUCAAGGCAAGAUACGCGUCAUGGAAUUGGACAUGAACCGAUACUCGUCGUGUGUAUCCUUCUUCAAUCAACUGAAACAGUCCGAACAAUGGUCUCAUGGCCUCGACUGUGCGGUGUUGAACGCAGGUAUCAUCAAUCCUCACUUUGCGGAGAGUCCGGAAGGCUGGGAACAAACCAUUCAGGUGAAUACACUCAGUACCACCCUUCUUGGACUUCUGCUCUUGUCGUGGAUGAAGCAGGGACCCAAGGAUCGAAACCCACCGCAUCUUGUGUUUGUCACUUCUCGGGACCACCUCGAACCUGAUAUCACCUCGUGGGCUGACUGGUCGGGCCAAGGGGGAGGACUCUUGCAAUAUUUCAGUCGCGAGGAAAACUGGCCAUCCCAUCAGCCCCAGCCGAAUUACGCAGAAAGCAAAUUGAUGUUGAUGUAUGCAGUUGGGGAAAUAUGCAACCAGGCCGUGGGACCGGACGGAAGAGUGAGAGUCAUCGUCAAUAGUGUUUGUCCCGGCCUUGUGAGCACGGAUAUCGCCCGUUUGGUGGUCAAACAUUCAAGAGCCAUGCAGCUCUUGGUUCCGCUGUAUUUGGGGGUUCUGGGAAAGUCGGCGGACUACGGUGCCAGGUUUUACGUCACUGCGGCACGAGCAUCAGAAAAGGAGCAUGGAAAAUUCGUGCAAUCACUUCUCACGGACGAGGAAUAUCACAGGUUGCGAGUUCCGAAUAUGGAGAGCGAUACUGCAACGGAUGUCAAGGGCCUUGUCUGGAAGGAGAUCUUGAGCGAGUUGAGAGAGAAGGUUCCCAGCCUAGAUGAGUUGAUGAAGGCUUGACCCAUGUUAGCAGCCCGUACUUUCGCCUUGCCUGUAUCUCACUUCACUAGUACAUUAUCGCCUAUAGAUAGCUCUUCCUGCGGAC